Messenger RNA from Xenopus laevis (African clawed frog), 2968 nucleotides. RefSeq names its product F-box protein 16 L homeolog (gene fbxo16.L). The transcript is spliced from 10 exons. The coding region runs from base 389 to 1540 and encodes 383 amino acids. The record is from RefSeq and is a predicted model, not a curated record. Lineage: Eukaryota; Metazoa; Chordata; Amphibia; Anura; Pipidae.
CAUUCACUUCAAGCAAAGGGGAGGCCGAAAACCCUACUCCACCCCUUUCGCCCAGUCUUUGUGUUUUUAUGUCUAAUUACUUCUUCCACUAACGAUAACCUGCUUCAGGAGAUUACAGAGAUGAGCAUAACCUUUUAAUGAUAAGAAAUAGAAAGGCUACAGAGAGGGCAAGUGCGUGCGAGCUGACCAAUCAGAUCUCGGGAUAGGGGUUGCCGCAGCAACCGCGAAACGCUAGUAAACACGGACCUAAGACGUACGGUGAUUGGUUGGAGACUGUGACGGUGGGGUGGGGCUAGUGCAGUUUCUAUAGUAACGUGCUGUGCUGCUCUGUGGUGCUGAGGCUUCUGCGAAAGAUAACUGCAGCCUCCCUGUGUGCCAUUUAGGAAUCAUGGCUUUUGCAGCCCCUAAGCACAUGGAGGGCCCGAAAUUACAAACCAAAAUGAGUACCUGGACCCCAUUAAACCACCAGCUCAUGAAUGACAAGGUGUUUGAAGAAAGAUGUUCCCUGCUCGGCAAAUGGUUUGACAAGUGGUCAGAUGCCCAGAGGAGAAGGAUACUCAGCGACCUGUUGGAGAGAUGUUCCCUAUCCCAGCUAAAGUUCUGUAACAUUCAUUUGCAAGGAAAAGUGCCAAGGGAGUCUCUGGAUUUCACUUCCAUCCUUCCCAGAGUCCUGUCCCUGUACUUAUUCUCUUUCCUGGAUCCACGGAGCCUCUGUCGAUGUGCUCAGGUGAGUUGGCACUGGAAGAGCCUCACGGAACUAGAUCAGUUAUGGAUGCCUAAGUGCCUGCGCUUCGGCUGGUACAUCAACUUCUCACCCACUCCUUUUGAGCAGUGUAUCUGGAAGAGACAGUACAUAGAGAUGGUGAAGGAGCUGCAUAUCACACGCCCAAAGACUCCACCAAAGGAUGAGUUUGUGAUUAUUGAUGUUCAACCAAUUGCCAAAGAAGCAGCAGAUCCCAAGCUUUCCACCUCAUUCACUCACUAUUACAAGUCCAGCAAAUCACAGGACAAAGGCAAGAAGGACCUCCCACCGUGGCGUUCCUCUGACAAGCACCCAACGGACACUGUACGAUUCAACUACUUGGACAAUUAUGACCCAGUGGAGCAAGCACGCCUAGCACGGAAGGUGAAUGUCAGCCAGCAGAACACAGAGAGAAAGAAGAGGCCGACGUCAGCUUCAUACAAACUGCGCAAAGCAAAUUCACUGUCUGACAGUUUGCCGGGGAAGAGACACACUAAUGUGCAGAUUUCCCUUUCUGCAGAGAUUUGCAAUAGCCCAAAGUCAUCAUCCAGGCCGAGCUGGGCGGCUCAUCAGUUGGCAGAGUACCCCGUGAAUAAGGGCACAGCCAAGUCCCUGGCACAGAGCACAGAGUGGAACGCAGGGAUACGCCCCUCACCUGUCCGCCCACCAGUGCCCAGAAUGUGGGAACGUGGAAGGAAGACUUUAACCCACAGGUCACAGAGUUCCCCAACAGUGCCGCCAUUUGAGAGCCAACCAUGGCAGGUGCCAUCGUCCAAUCACGGAUCAGAUGAGGAGUAGAGUUGUGUUUACAACACCGAUGGCAGAAAGCUCAGAGGAUUAAUACGCCCCAAAUCCAUUUUCCUACUGUGUUCUGACUUCUUCAUGCCCAUCACCCCUCUGGAUUUCUUCCCCCCCCAGUACAUGGUUUGUUCCACCCUGGAUGUUCACAUGAUGUCACUGUGCCUUAAGGUGAGACCAUGGGAGAGACCAUCAGGCAGAGACACAAUAGGGGCCACAAUGCUGCUCUGUGUGUUCUGAUCCAAUCUGCUUUCCCAUAAUGCACCAGGAAUCACUGCUGUGCAUAUUCUCUCCUUAUAUAAAGAUUUGCUUUUAUUAUUGAACUCCAUCUGCAUAACUGGCAGGAACAGCUGGCCUCCCCAGGUAAAAUUGGUUUGGUUGGGGCAAGACGGGACUCCCCUAGCUUUGGUGAGGGGAGUCCAAACGACCCCAAACCCCUUCGGGGGCGGGGAUGGUGGGCCCUCCCUAGCUUCGGCGAAGGGGGACCCAUUCGUUCAAGCUGUUCACGGGCGGUAGCCUGGGACACUUGGGCAACGGAGCCCAUGCCUUCGGGUAGGACUCGGAAGGAUGAUUCAAUAUCAUCAUGGUAGAGCCCUGCCUGGUACUUGUGAGACAUAUUUCCUUAUUAAUACCUCUCCUUUCAUUCAGUAGGGCUGUCUGUCCCAAGCACAUUAUUCCCAGGGAUGGUUUAUUUCAAUUACAAAUAGAAAUGGUCGACCCGCCAGAGCCAAUAGAAAUGCACUGGGUCCUUUUACUGGUCCUUUAACCUGAGAUCAACACUUUAUAUGACACCAGGAAUGAGCCAAAAUCAGCCGGCUGCAAAUCAGUUAUUGUUUUCCUGGAAUUAAUCCAUUAACAGUGAUUCCAGCCCAGGGUGAGAGUCUCUUGGGCAAAGGUCAGGGGGUUUUAGCUUAGAUCCACUGGAAUUUGAUUUCUGUGCCCAAAUGAAGGGUGUGGGUGCAGAUGGGACACAAAGUGCUGUAUUGAAGUGACGGCACCAGAACAAAUAUCCUUGUGUUUGGGUCACAUGGGGGACAGUUAUUAUUAUUAACAUGUAUUUAUAUAGCUUUAGUGCAACUAGAUUUUCAGGCCAGUCCAAUCAGUAUCUGUAGGUUCUGACAGGUUACUAAGGUGAUUGUUUUGGCACCAGACAUGGGCCGACCACCUGUUGAGGCUGAAUCAGUAGCCGGUACCUGACUGUGUAUCCGGAAGAACUACAGGACAAGUCACACCAUCUGGCUGAGCAUGCUGAGAGAUUUGAGUUUGCCAACAUGUAGUGGAAUUGUGCUUGUUCCAUAAAAUUGGGCAGAAUUUGUCUCUCAGGGCCACAGUUUGGCAUUCAGUCUAUAGCAGUGUGUGCUGAUAUGUUUAUAUAUCAUGAGAUUUCUUUUAUUUGCUUCUUUUCUAAUAAAAAUAUUUAUAUUGUGA